Pogona vitticeps (central bearded dragon) is the source of this 7327-nucleotide messenger RNA. The record is from RefSeq and is a predicted model, not a curated record. NCBI's taxonomy places the organism in Eukaryota, Metazoa, Chordata, Lepidosauria, Squamata, Agamidae.
AGACAGCCAUUCAUCUGCCAACUACUGCUGGUGUUAGGCCGGUGUCCUGCUACUAAGAUGGCGGCUCCCCUGGUGUUGGUGCUUCUAGUGGCCGUGACAGUUCGGGCCGUGUUAUACCGCUCCAGUCUGGCCGCGCUCAUCUCUGAGAGAGUGGAGGUGGCCUCUCCUUUAAAUGCCUGGAAGCGAGUGGUGGAAGGGCUUGCCUUGCUUGACUUGGGCGUUUCUCCAUAUUCAGGAGAUAUUUUUCAUGAAACUCCAUUAACAAUAUACCUUUUUCAUUUUCUGAUUGAUUAUGCUGAGCUAGUAUUUAUGAUAACAGAUGUCUUGACUGCUAUAGCUCUCUAUUUGGCUAUUCAAGAUUACAACAAAGUUCUGUUUAAAAAGCAAAAACUCCUAAUAGAAUUGGAUAAAUAUGCACCUGAUUCAGCUGAGCUUAUCCUGACUCCCAUGUCCAUGUACUAUAUUCCUCUCAAGGUAGCACUGUUCUAUCUCUUAAAUCCAUACUCUGUGAUGUCUUGUGUUGCAAAAUCGACUUGUGCCAUCAAUAAUACUAUAAUCUCAUUCUUCAUUUUGGCAACAAUAAAAGGCAGUACCUUUCUAAGUGCUGUAUUUCUGGCCUUAGCAACAUACCAGUCCCUAUACCCUCUUACUUUGUUUGCACCAGCUCUUUUGUAUUUAUUACAGCGUCAGUUCAUACCAGUGAAAAUAAAAAACAAAGACUUCUGGUUUUAUACUGUGCAAUAUGCUGGGCUAUAUUUGGGGAGUCUGAUCGUGAUCAUUUGUCUCUCAUUCUUCCUUCUCAACUCGUGGGACUUCAUCCCAUCUGUUUAUGGCUUCAUCCUCUCCGUUCCAGACUUGACACCCAAUGUUGGCCUCUUCUGGUAUUUCUUCGCUGAACUGUUUGAGCACUUCAGCCUCUUUUUUGUGUGCGUCUUUCAGAUCAACGUUUUUUUCUACACCAUUCCCUUGUCAAUUAAACUGAAGGAACACCCCAUGUUCUUCAUGUUUGUUCAACUUGCUAUCAUUUCCAUCUUCAAAUCCUAUCCGACUGUAGGUGAUAUUGCUCUUUACAUGGCCUUCCUUCCACUCUGGAACCACCUUUCUCAAUUCCUACACAAUGUCUUCAUCAUUUCCUGUAUGCUCAUUGUCUGCUCCCUGCUCUUCCCGGUUUUAUGGCAUCUCUGGAUUUAUGCAGGAAGUGCAAACUCCAAUUUUUAUUAUGCCAUCACACUGACAUUCAACGUAGGACAGAUCAUGCUCAUCUCAAAUUAUUUCUACGCUUUCCUGCAGAGAGAGUACUACCUCACUCAUGGACUUAACUUAAUAAGAAAAGACAGGACAGACCCCAUCCUGGUUCUCAAAUAAAGCUGGCAACGUGAUGUGACUUGGGGAAGAGACUCCUGUGAAAAAUAAGCAACUCUUGGGUGGGUGGGUUGGACUUUUGAGAAGUUACAUUUUUUGCUUAUGGAAAAAGGGUUGCAAUUGACAGAGAGUAGUCUAAUGGAUGCUGGUAUGGAGAUUGGUCAAGGAGCAUGUGGACAGGUUGAGGAGCUGUGGUCCACAACCCCAUUUGAAGCUUCCUACUACUACUUUAGUGUUGCUGUUAGCCAACUGAUAACUCCUGGAUGAUUUAUCAGAAUGUGGUGAAAUGCAUUUGGACUGAAACCACAAUGGGCCCUGGCACCCAGAAAAAGACAAGACCAUAGUUGAUUAUUAUAACUUUUGCUUGAAAUUGUCUCUUUCAGGAAAGGAAUAGCUUCAAUUAGCCUUUAUUUGUUUCUCUUUGCCAUGCUCUUUCCACUGCUUGAAUCAGCAGCUCACUUGCCUGAUGUAAAGUGAUUCUUGGAGAACAGCAAGCUACUAUUACACAUUGGACCCUUUUUCUUUUUGCACUAAUGUUAGAACUUGGAAAGCCUUGGAUAUGCUACUACAGUUUUCUGCUCUAUGCGAAUGGCUGAUUUUCAGAGUGGAAAUCACAACAGAACCCACCCAUGAAGGCAUGGAGAGUUCCAGAUUCUCAAAUACAUGGCAGAGGGUUGUUAGGAUGGGAUCAGCAGGUGAAUUGAACUUACUCCCUUUUUCUUAAGGAAAGACACUGAUCAUAAACGUGGAGCUGGGUCAUAUGUGUAUGGCUUUAAAAAAAAGAAAUGAAGAGAAACAGAGGACCUCUUAUGGGUAGACUCCCUAAUGAAUCCAGCUUUUAAGUACAAAGGAAAAUGUCUCUAGCCUUCAAACUGUCCUUUUGUUUUGGAAGUAUGGUACUACAUGUCCUCAGAUCUCUAGGAUUUGGUAACAAAUGGCCACAAGCACAAAAGCUUUAAGUUCUCUCCAAGUGGAAACACCAUUUUUCCAUUGGAUGUUUGGGCCUUUCAGUAGUUAUACAGUACCAGUACAAACUCACAGUAUUACUCUUUGGAAGAAGAACCAGUAAAAAGUUGGUAUAUUAGAAAAUUGGCAGUGCAGAAAAAUGGCUACCCCAUCCCACCCACUUCCAGUGCUGUGUGUUCUGUUAGAUCUCUUUCCUUCUGUAACCAAGAUACAGAUAUUUUGGUUUGGUGAUGGCUGCUAUUUUUAAUUCUUCUUAUCCAGCACGUUUAUAGCUGGCAUCUUUUUCUCACUUACAUUUUACCUGCAAGGUGGUUCUCCCAGAAGGUGCUCAAACUGGGACUAGCAAAGCAUCUAGGAGAAGCUCGCCUAUAAUCCAGUUCACCAUUUGAUCUGUGAGCAGAACCAACAAGAUUCGUACCCACUGAAUUCCCAGUUGUGUGUCUUCUGCCAUUUUUUUAAAGUGCAAAGCCAUUCCGCCAGAUUAUAAUCACUUUUAUCUUACGUUAUAUUUCAUACAAAGCAAUCUUUUGCAAGGGAAUUUUAAAAAAUAAAGAAAAAUCCCACUGUAUUGAACUAAAAGUAAUGAUUUGUAUAGCAGAUAUGUAAACUUUUGUGUUUUUUAUCUAAAGAGGGCAUCACAUGCUGUUCCUUAAGGAAUUAUAUAAAGAGGGCUAUUCUUGAGAGGGAGUUGGAAAGGCCAGGAGAGAUAAGCUGCCUUUCAGCAAAAAGUUAUACUGAGUAGUACGAGGCUUCUGAGUAGAAUAAUUCUUGUGCUGGCACCUCAUAUUCAUUCAAUAUCUGUUAGAGCUUGCCAUUCCCAAUAUCUCACCUGUGAAUGGGACGGUGAAUUGAAGGAAGGUGUUUCAGUCUUCAGCUGCCACUGGGUGGUACAUACCUACUGUGGUAUAGUGAAUAGAGCGCUAGGCUAGGACUCAAGAGUCUUGGGUUCGAAUUCCUGCUUUACCAUGGAAACUCAGCAGGUGUGGAACUGGAACAUCAUUCCUUAAAUAGGUCACUUAAAUGCCCUGUUAGGAUUGCUAUUGGUUGGUUCCAGUUUGACAGCAUAUGGUGUACAAACAGAAGCUUUACAUGUGUCCAGGAACUAGUGCAGCGAAUACACUCGGAUCUCUCCACUUCUUCCAUAUGCAACCUCUGCACAUAUAUUCAGUUGUAUGAACUGUGGUUUCACAGUGGUGCCUGUUUUGUUUUGUGUGUAUGUGUGGGUUUUUUUAAAAGAGUGUUUUAUCAUUAUGAAGUCUGAAGACUGUAUUUAUCAUGAAAUCAAGAGCAUUUGAGCUGCACAAGGUUUGGUGUAAAGACUUCUGAUGUAGGAUGACCAAGUAAUACAGUCGUAAAAAGACAGAUAUAGGUGCUUAUCAUCAGUGUGUGUCAUAAAUGCUGUUGCAUCCCAGCAAAGGAUUUUGUUUUCCUUUUGAUAGUUUAUAGUUAUUUUAUGUUUUUGUUUUGUUUUAUUGUUUUGCAUUGUAUUUAAGUUAAGGAUUGAAAUUGUAUUCUUUUUGUUGAUUUGGAGAAAACCUUUGAUGUCAAGGUUCCCACUUCCAUUAGCCAUUCGCUAGGGACGGAUGUUGCAAUGUAGGACUGCCUUCCCUUGGCAGAACCUAAUUUCCCAGAGAAAAAGUGCUGUUGCCAGAAUCACUGGGCUGAAACAGUAGAAGAUAGUAGAUAGCAGGAAAGGGGUGUUAUAUGUGAAUGCUGAAUGUGUUAAUGGAGUGCUUUGGAUCUGCUACUUGUGUGAAUAAGUGAGGGGAAGAGAAGAGGUGAGUUUUCUGUGCAUUUAAUUUUUGUUUGACUUGUGUCUGGCUUGGGUCACUUACGUUAAUGCUUUUCACUGCUGUAUCCACUUUUUUAUGGUCUUUGAGAAAAGUGGACUAUGUUACAAGGAUAGCAUAAGCCCCUUGGGGUUUUUCUUGUCACGGUCUAUAAAUAAGCAACUAAAUGAAAGGAAUAUGGCGUAAUAGUGUUAUACUGUGGGUUUCCCUCUUGCCAUCAGUAGCAGCCAGUGAGGUGGAACAAGGAUGGAAAACUCACGGCAUGACACCAUGUUAUAUAUUAAGUAUCUCUAGAUAUUAAUGGUGAGGAGGACCAACAGAGAAAGAACUGCUGCUGAGUUGGGCUGCGGUCCUAUGUCUGCCAUGGUGCAUAGUUCCACCCAGCAGUAAAGGUGCAAAACUGAGCUGUUAAGAUACUCUUUUAGUAAGGGAUUGUCCAAGACGGCAAUCCAGAGGAGCAUAAUGGAUGGUAUGUAUCUGAGAUAACCCAAAGCUAAUAGAAUGUCUCUAUAGAAAGAAGAGUUUCUUUUGGCUUGCAAAAUGGCCAUCUCAUCCCAAGUCUGAACAUGUGCCUGUAAUGGAGGGAACUCGGUAUCAAGGCAGCAAAGUUACUCUGAUCUGGAAAAUACAAUUCAUUUCCUUACAGACGGGGCCACUCUUUCACUUGUGUCGUUUCCUCUGCUUUUUGUUCUCUCCCCCUUGCCCCCGCCCCAUAUUGUACACACCACAAGAACCAGCCCCCCCCCAUUCUUGUAGGUGAAUUAUUCUGUUUAUGACUAGGGUUGGGGAGCAGGAUGGUCAUGGAGAAAGAGUGUUAACUUCAGUGGUGUUUAUACACAUGUAUAUGUAGUUUACUGGAAACUGGCAGGUGGCUUGUGUGCCCAUGUAGCAGUUAGAUGCUAAGGAUAGUCUAGGGCACUCAGAGUGGGAUAAAACCCUUUAGCUGAGUGUAAUUAAUGUAACAUAAUCUUUCUCUGCCUUAGCUCAGCUGUGUCCUGAUUCCAGCAUUUUCCCCACCCCCAUUUUCAUCCUCUUAAAUCCUAAUCUGGGUUGGCAUGCAGAAGGCCUGGAGUUGCAGCAUCAUGGCACUGAGUGGUUGCCAUGGCAUCAGCCAUUUUAUUUUCCAUGUGACUGAAGGGCAUUGGUGUGUAAGAUAAUAGAGGCAUCUCUUGUCGCUAUUCCUCCCCAUGCUGAUCGCCUAGCUGUGGCAGCCAUUUGGGAAUGUACACACCAAUUGCUUAGUAGGCUGUGCUGUGAAAAUGAAAGGACGGGGCUGCGUCUCAGCUAUGAAGUGAGAAAUGUUCUUGUUCAAGAAAAGGAUGUCCUUCCUAGAUUGUGGCCAGUUAAAUCAGUUAAAAAAAACUAUGUCUGCUAUGGAAGCCUCAUGCAUUCAAUAGGGUUGUAAUAUGUGUUCUAGGCUGAAAUGCAGAGUUUGUAUAGGUAUCAGCUUGGUUCCUUUGCAAAAUAUGUAUCUGUUAAUACGUACCAGCCUUCUUGUGAAGGAAUAUAGAGAAAGAGUCCAAUAAAAUCUAGCAUUUCUUACUACAUGGUUUAAAAGCUAAGGCAGGAUUAUCUCUACAACAAAACUAACAUACUAUCCAAAAGAAAUUUGGAUCCAGAAUGCUUACAACGUCUUUUCUUUUUUGUGAUACGUGUGGUUUCUGUUACCUGAAAUCCUUGGUGAGCUGAGUUUGAAGAGAAAAAGAUACAUGAAUGGUACUAGAAUGAUUUAUUUAAGAGGACACUGUUCUAAUAUGAAAUAAUUUUCUACAGAUGUUAGGAUCUACAUAGCAUAGAAGGUUGUCAGAAUAUAAAGCUACGAGUUGUGAAUAGAUCUGUGCCAGCAGCAUCUGUGGCAAAGUGGCUUCUGCCAAACUCACCAUAAAGCACAUGAGCAGAGCUGUUCUCACAGAAACAAAGGCAUGGUUGAACCAUAAAAGAGAGGAGUUGAUGCACUGGAAGUUUCUCCAAAGAAUAGCAUCAUUUCUCUGGCCAGUGGAUUAUUUGUUCUUAGGACGUCAAUAAUAAUAAUUUCACUACUUAAAACUGGUAGAAGCAUUGCCUUCAGCUGUUCAUUUGGUGCUGUGGAUAUUCCAUGGGUCUGACUAAGCAAAGAAGAAAACAACCCCCCUUGAAUUUGGUAUUUGGCACAAAAUUUAUCCGAUAAAUAGAAAAGGAAUCUCAGUAUUCAAAUUUUUUAAAAAGCAAGUUUCUAGCCCUUAUGCUUGCAUAGAGAGGCGUUGACAUGUGGGCAAUGCCUUGUGGUCAGAAAAGCUCAUGGGAUUUCCUGAUUGCUGGGACUCUGUCUUGCUUAUUAGCCUCUUCCAUUAUAGGCAAAAUCAGAAUUACUCAGAUAAUCAGUAAUUUUCACUGUUAAUACAGGGCACAGGAUAAUACUUGAGUCAUUUGUGCAAACAUUUUUCUCUUGUUGAGCUGAAUUAGACACACAGAGUUGUGAUGUUAAAGGUAAAUUAUAAGGAUGCUGGAGAAGUCUGUGAAGUCCAUGAAUGCUUGUGUCACAUAUUACAUUGCACUGCUUUCACGAUCAGAUUACUUAUGGCAGCUUUCUUUGGCAGCAGAGCUGAACUUUACAUUUAUCACCAUAUCUGUUACUGUAUUUCUCUCUUUGGAGAACACAAGGUCAGCCUUCUCCUUUGCCUUGCCGGGGUCUUGCUGACAUCAGAAUAACAAAUACCAUUGCUGUGUCUCUCCAGCCAUCCUCGUUAUCUUCAUACAGUAGCAAGAAAAUGUCUUUAAUUACAAAUCGUUAUCAAGACUGCUUAACUGCAUUGUGUGUGUUCCUUUGUGGGCAUCCUGAAAGGAGAGAAGCCAAUAUGAUCUUACCUAUUCAGAUGGUUUGAGAAUGCAGUCCCAUCCCCCAUUCCCGACACCACGCCCAUGGCAGCAGAGCAGCUGUGGAUAGGAUAUGUAAGCUGCAUAACUGAUGGCUACUAAAAUAGCUCCUGAUCUGAAUGUAAAAGCAAAUAUGGUGUGCAGAGGUUAAAAAGAAAUUAAUUCUUUGGAUAUCAAAUGCCUCUUAGAAGUCAAACACCAUUUCUUAGACAUUGUUUUCUGCUCCUGAAACCUUUGUUUGGAAAUCUGUAACACGGUCUCUGCUAUAAAGGCCAAAUGGAAGAAUACAGGGAUUUCUGCUUCUGCAGCUGCUGUAGAACCAACUUUAUUCAGCACAAUAAAAUGGUUCUCUUUUU